This is a messenger RNA of Hippoglossus stenolepis (Pacific halibut), 2073 nucleotides long. RefSeq names its product zinc finger DHHC-type palmitoyltransferase 23b (gene zdhhc23b). Gene Ontology annotation, cellular component: Golgi apparatus; endoplasmic reticulum. NCBI's taxonomy places the organism in Eukaryota, Metazoa, Chordata, Actinopteri, Pleuronectiformes, Pleuronectidae. The record is from RefSeq and is a predicted model, not a curated record. Gene Ontology annotation, biological process: protein targeting to membrane; peptidyl-L-cysteine S-palmitoylation. Gene Ontology annotation, molecular function: protein-cysteine S-palmitoyltransferase activity. The coding region runs from base 222 to 1532 and encodes 436 amino acids. The transcript has 6 exons.
CACAGACUCCAUAUUAAACGUCGGGUCUCCCGCUGCAGCUGCUGCUGUUGUUCCGGUAUCGUCCACACGACAACAACACAGAGCGGUACACCGGAAACCAGAGCCGUCACCGGGACGGACACUUCCGCUCAGGAGCCCGGCGGAAGAUACCGUCCAGUCGAUAUUUACCGGAACCUGUCGGCAUGUAGCAGCUCAGUGCUCAGGCUGCCAGGCUGUUUGUCAUGAAGAAACGAGCCAACAAGGUGCGGGAGGAGGAUGAGUCCUUGUGCUGCUGCGAGUAUGUAAACAGACACGGGGAGCGCAGCCAUGUCGCAGCCUGCUGCUGUGACUGCGAGGACCUGGAUGACGUUUGUGACAGGUUUCUGAAGAGGGAAUCCCAGAAUCCUGAAUCCCUGUCACAGGUCUCAGCAGUCGUCAAUGACCGGAUUCGCGUGCCCUGGCUGUGGGGCGGAGCCCGCAAAGUGGAGCUGUCUGUCAUCCCUCCUCUUAUUCUCCUUCCUGUCCUGCUGCACCUUGCUGCUCUUCACUUCCUGCUCGGCAUUGUGGUUCUGACGGCUCUGCCCGUUCUGGUGUUGUGGUACUACUACGUCACCCACCGCAAGAAGGGACGGACACUCUUCUUCCUCAGCCUCGCUCUCUUCUCCCUGGCUUACACUUACUACAUGUUCGUCACAGAGGUGUUUCCCCGUGGGGAUAUCAGCCUGGUCCAGCUUUCGGUGGUGACUGUGGGGGUAAUCCUCACUCUGGUAGCUCUCGUCCACACUAAGAGAGAACCUGGCGCCGUGCUGCCAAAGCCAGAUGAUAUCCACAGCACAGUGACAUAUUACAGCCCUCUGGCAGACAGGGACCACGCCGCCAACGGAGGGAAGCAGGAUGUGACGAUGACAGUACCCAACUGGACAGGGUCACGGGAGCAAUCAGGGAUGGAGCCGAAGGAGAGCAGCCAAAGGAACUGGUGUCCAGUGUGCAGGGCGGUGCAGCCCCCGAGGGCGGGACACUGUCGGAUCUGUGGUGUGUGCGUGCUGCGUCUCGACCACCACUGCGUCUGGAUAAACAGCUGUGUGGGGCAGGCCAAUCACCGCAGCUUCCUGCUCUUACUCGUCCUCUUCCUGUCGACGUCUGUGUACGGGAUCAGCCUGGUGCUGCAGAGCGUGUGUCCGACCCAACCCCUGCUUACCUCCCUGCUCUACUGCCCGGGCGUCUACGACCAGUACAGCGCUGCUCUUGGCUUCACCUGCGCCUGGUACAGCAGCAUCGUCACCGCCGGGCUGCUUCACCUGCUCGUGAUGCAGGUCAUCAACGUCAGCCACAACGUGACCGAGCGCGAGGCACGCGGCGCUCUGCGAGACAGGACCGCUCGCAGCGCCUGCUGGGGGCUCGUGGUCGACACGGGCGUCUACUCUCUGGGUUUCCGUGGCAACUGGGCCGAGUUCAUGGCCAUGGGGGACAAACUGAGUCCUACCUCUCUCGACCGAACAGACCUGGUUGCCUUGGUCGGAGCCGACAAACUAGAGGGACAUGAGAGCGAGUGAUCUGUAGAUCCUCGUUAGGAUGUUUUCUCUGAGCACAGCGACAUAAUGAUGCUUCUGCAUCAGUCCAGUAACACAUGGGCUGCACAUCAUUGAGAAGGAUGGUCUCUCUGCACACUUCACCUCCUCCUCCAUCCUUCACACGCAUUCAUCUGCAGUGCAUUCACGAAGGUGAACAGCUCACCUGGCCUUCUGAAACGUGCCGCGCAUAUUUAUGUCACAGGUAAAUGAAACAUCCCUGCACCAGCCAGAUAAUCAGUCUAAUUAAAAUUCUGUGACCUGUCAUUGCAUUAAACAUAAUGAAUGAUUGGGUAGAUAUGAAUUUAUUACAUAGUCUUCUGACCUUGUUCAGACUGACUCCUAUUAUUAUGAAAGAAGCUAAUAAAUCAAUACACAUUAUUGUCAGCUAGAGAAGUUCACUUUCGCUGAUUUGAAGUUGUCACAGAGAUUGAAAACAUUUUUGAAUCCUAGUAAUUGUAUGCGUCCACAUGUUUGUAUGAAAUGAAUUUCUAUUUAUUUUUAUUAAAAGGAUGUGAGAAAUGUG